AUGCGCACUGUUGAAGGUGGCAUCAAAGGUGUAAGGCCCUUCUGGCUGCCAGGUUCCUACAUGUACCAUGGUGAAGGGCGUGGUCCUUGUGGCGCAGGGUGUAAUGAAACGGACAUUGGUAACCUGGGGAGCUCUAGCUUAGGCCAAUGGAGGUGUUUGUCCGGCUGUGGGUCCACUCUGAAUUUAGCCGACCAUCAGUACGUUGUCACUGACAUUAGUGUAGAUGAAAACUGGGAGCAAGGAGCUGAUAGUUUCUCCUACACAUUUCCUGACCAGGGAAAGUACGUGGUGGGAUUCACUGGUGGUGAUUGGCGCAGUUUAGACUAUGGUUCCGGCGGGAGUUGGCGACUUCAAACCGCAGUCAACCUCGGCAAUAGAAGUGACUCCGGUCAUCCAAACAACAGUCCUGUAACUGCAAGUAAAGCCAUUUACAGGGCCAUGCUCGGCUGCAAAUUCCAGCUCCAGAUCCCUGUGCAAGAUUCAGACGGAGACGCAGUCCGCUGCCGCUGGGCGAAUGGCACAGACGAGUGUGCCAGCGUUUGUCACUCGUUACCGAACGCUACAUUAGAUGAGGAGACAUGUACCCUCACAAUUCCCAUGGUGUCCACGGCGAACAAUUACAGCGACGGAGGUUGGUAUGCUGUGGCGUUGACUGUCGAGGACUUUCCGCAGACGACAAUUGAACAGGGAGGCGUCAACAAAACGUCUGUAGACAGCUUGAGCUCUAUCCCCUUACAGUUUCUUAUCACCACCCCUGACCUUGGCAACUGUUCUGAUGUUCCGUCAAUUCUGCAGUGCGGUGUUGACUCCAAUGAAACUAUUUCCAUCGCUCAGAACGAGACAUUCAAUGGAAAAGUGUAUGCCGAGACCAAGCAUAUUUCUGCCCCCAUAACUAGUAUAAACCUGGUCUCUCCUGCUGGUUUGCUAAAAAGUGCCAUCGCACCGGACGACCUCGGUAGAGCGGCGGUCAAGUACCUUAACGUGACGUGGACGCCAUCUAGCGACCAGACUGGCGAGAACAUUUUGUGCUGUGAAGCAGUAGAUUCAGCCAGACGGUCCAGUUCAUCAAAAUGUAUCGCAUUAAGGGCAAAUGAUGAUGAUGAAUGUGUAAGCAACCCGUGUCAGAAUGGAGGAACCUGUAAUAACCUGUACAAUAGAUUUGAGUGCAAAUGUGCUGUUGGAACUACCGGUACAAGAUGUGAAACAGACAUCAAUGAGUGUAACAGCAAUCCCUGCCAGAAUGGGGGAACGUGUUUGGACAAAACUGGACACUACAAUUGCUCGUGCCCGGCCGGUUUUAAUGGUACCGAGUGUGAAAUAGACAUCGAUGAGUGUGCCAGCAACCCCUGUGAGAACGCAGGCACGUGUAUAAAUACAGAUGGACACUACAAUUGUUCGUGUUCAACUGGAUUUACAGGAGACAACUGUGAAAUGGACAUCAAUGAGUGUAUCAGCAAUCCCUGCCAGAAUGGGGGAACAUGUGUGGACGUGAGUGGACACUACAAUUGCUCGUGUCCAACCGGUUUUCAUGGCACAAACUGUGAAAUAGACAUUGAUGAGUGUGCCAGCAACCCCUGUGAGAACGCGGGCACGUGUAUAAAUACAGAUGGACACUACAACUGUUCGUGUCCAUAUGGAUUUACAGGAGACAACUGUGAAUCAGACAUCAAUGAGUGUAUCAGCAAUCCCUGUCAGAAUGGGGGAACGUGCUUGGACAUGAAUGAACAUUAUAAUUGCUCAUGCCCAGCCGGUUUUAAUGGAACCAGCUGUGAAAUAGACAUCAACGAGUGUAUCAGCAAUCCCUGCCAAAAUGGGGGAACGUGUGUGGACAUAAGUGGACACUUCGAUUGCUCGUGCCCAGCCGGUUUUAAUGGAACCAACUGUGAAAUAGACGUCAAUGAAUGUGCCAGCAACCCAUGUGAGAACGCGGGGAAUUGUAUAGACAAACCCGGGCAUUACAAUUGUUCGUGUUCUGCUGGCUUUAUGGGAGCCAACUGCGAAACAGACAUCGAUGAGUGUGCCAGCAAUCCCUGUGAGAACGCAGGCACGUGUAUGAAUACAGAUGGACAUUACAAUUGUUCGUGUUCAACUGGAUUUACAGGAGACAACUGUGAAAUAGACAUUAAUGAGUGUAUCAGCAAUCCCUGCCAGAAUGGGGGAACGUGUGUGGACAAAACUGGAUACUACGAUUGCUUGUGCCCAACCGGUUUUAAUGGAACCGAAUGUGAAGCGGCCAUUUCCAAUGACCAAGGCAAUUCACAACGUCAACAUUCUGGAAUCGCCAGUAUAACUGACACCAUUCCGCCAACGCUAGGACUUCUCGGACUCCUUGGGUUGCUAGGGUGUAUACCCUGGUUUUUUUUAAUCCCGUGGAUGCGUUAUCAUGCGAGAAGAAAGGUUGAGUCACUUGUUGAAGAUCAAGAAGAGCAGAAAACCCCAGGAACGAAGUACAUGUGCGUGAUGCCUGAAAAGGACAAAACAACCGCAAAGGAUGGAGUUGCUGUUAUGGUAGAGGAGGGUGCAUUUAUUUAUGUCUAGCUUACAAUCCGACGCACUUUUUAUGGCCAACUAUAUACAGACACUUAAAUAAUAUGCUGUCGUCCAGAAUAGGACGGUUGUUUCUUAGUUUUGCACAGAUUUACACUAAAGGCGGUUAUGCAUGGUGAUAUUGGUUGGCCAACUGGUAAAUUUGAAGAAAUGCAAUAAU
Molecule: messenger RNA, 2707 nt
Organism: Lingula anatina
Lineage: Eukaryota; Metazoa; Brachiopoda; Lingulata; Lingulida; Lingulidae
Biological process (GO): heterophilic cell-cell adhesion; establishment or maintenance of epithelial cell apical/basal polarity
Cellular component (GO): protein-containing complex; plasma membrane
Molecular function (GO): calcium ion binding
Source: RefSeq, a predicted model, not a curated record